Leptidea sinapis is the source of this 2896-nucleotide messenger RNA. Its product is annotated as protein sister of odd and bowel-like. Gene Ontology annotation, molecular function: DNA-binding transcription factor activity, RNA polymerase II-specific; RNA polymerase II transcription regulatory region sequence-specific DNA binding. NCBI's taxonomy places the organism in Eukaryota, Metazoa, Arthropoda, Insecta, Lepidoptera, Pieridae. The record is from RefSeq and is a predicted model, not a curated record. The transcript has 2 exons. Bases 29 to 1420 code for a protein of 463 amino acids. Gene Ontology annotation, cellular component: nucleus. Gene Ontology annotation, biological process: embryo development; regulation of transcription by RNA polymerase II; embryonic hindgut morphogenesis.
AUGCUAUCCCACUGACAGCCACCUGAAAAUGCAAGAGCAAACAUCCAGAACGAACAAGUCCACUCUCAACUCGCUGGAAAGUGCCAUUAUCAAGCUAAAAAACAAUCUUCAGAUACAGGACACGAAGACGCCUGAAAUGAAUGGAAUUUUGAGCGCCGAUUCUACUACGCAGCCUGAAGACAGUAAAACCACACCAAGUAAGCCUAUUAGUAGUUGUAAUAGUAAUUUAAACUUAACGAUCGCCUCAGCUGCAUUGUUGCAAGAGAAUAUGUUACAAAGAUCUCUGCAAGGCGUUGUGAUAUCGUUGCAAAAUGCGAUGAUGAACUCGCUACAGCAAGCAGCACUUCUACCAUCAAACUCUGCUGCAGCCGCUGCAUUGAAUUUGCAAGCAUUAGAAUCAUAUUUGACUCUUCAAAGAUUAACAUCUGUAAACGUGACAAAUACUCAACCAGACACUACGUCAUCGCCUUCAUCAAAACAAGAUAUAUUAAGAAUAGCUACAGCCAGUGCUAAAAUCAGUGAUAUAGAUGCAGCAGAUAGUUCCGUUAAUGUUUCAUCACCAAAAACCCCAGAUGAAUACCCUUUGUCCGACGCAAUUACUGCAGACGAUGUUGAUUUAUCAGAAGAAGUCGAAGAAGAUUUAGCCUUAUUGGAAAACGAAGAUGAAUUUACUUUAGAGCAGCACUUGGAAGCGACUAAGGCUUACAACUAUAAUUCAUCACAAAAUUUGGACAAUGGAUACCCAAGCUUACUAAUGAAUGCUAUGUACCAACAACAAUUGAAUGGCCCGUCGCAAUCGUCCUCUCCACCCCCGAAUUCGACAAGUUCGAAGUCUGCAAAUAGUUCCACUUCAUCGAGCAGUAGUACAACAACAAAACAAAAAACAACAGGCACUGGACCACGAACAAAGAAACAGUUUAUCUGCAAGUUUUGUAACCGACAAUUUACAAAGUCUUAUAACUUGUUAAUUCACGAAAGAACGCACACCGAUGAGCGCCCCUACUCUUGCGACAUCUGCGGGAAGGCUUUCCGACGGCAAGAUCAUCUCAGAGAUCACAGAUACAUUCAUUCAAAAGAGAAGCCCUUCAAAUGCCUUGAGUGUGGCAAGGGAUUUUGUCAGUCGAGAACUUUGGCUGUACACAAGAUCCUUCACAUGGAAGAAUCACCCCAUAAGUGCCCAGUCUGCAGCAGAAGUUUCAAUCAACGGUCGAAUUUGAAGACCCAUCUCCUAACCCACACAGACAUAAAGCCAUAUAACUGUGCUUCCUGUGGCAAAGUUUUCAGGCGAAAUUGUGACUUAAGACGCCACAGUUUGACUCAUAACUUAGUUGGCAUAGGAACGGUAUCCGCCAGUGGAAGUAAGAAUCUACUCAACCCUAACUAUCCAAUUGAUAAUUUAGACACAGAAGAUGAAAAUUGAAUGGUAUUGUUUAGGUUUUAAAGACUGAUUUCCAAUGUGCCUUGUAGAGAGUGUAAAGAUUGUAAAGAUUUCAAUAUUAAUUGUUUAUAUUGUAGCUUCAUAUAUUUGAACGCAGGAAUAUCUUUCGUCUCUCGGAAUGAAAAUUCUAAGGACCUUAUUUCAUAAAUCCCUCGUCAUUUUGCCAUCGUCCGAACAGACCCUUUUGUUGCGCCCAGACAAAGAGAAAGGGCUAGCCUCCGGGAUGACGACGGGAGGGAGGUGGUAAAUGCAUACCAACGCUGCCUAAGUCUGGUAUGAUUAAGUGGGACUCACGUAAAUCCUAAGUGCCUACCCACUAAACACCACCAGAUGUUGGCUUUGGGCAAGGGACCUGUAAGCCUUCAUCGAGACAAACUUCUCUUGAGGAGAGAGAGGGCGUUUACUCUUUUUACAUUAUGCAUACAUCUUAGUUGUUUAAAAAUCUUCUAAAGCCUGUUUUCCAGAACAACAUAAUCUUUAAGAUUAUUUCCCGUCCUCAUUUUCUAUAAAACAAAAUAAUUUUCGUUAUUAUAAAUUCGUUCCUCAAUAUCUGGGUACCGCAUUCUUAAAAAGAGACAUUUUAGUUGAUUUGAAUUUUGUAAUCAUUUGUUAAAUUACGUCAAAGAUCUUUCUUAUGAAACUAGAUCGUAGUGAACUUACGAGUACUUUUAGAACUGGAGGUCUAUUACCAAAUCGAAAGCCGAAGUUUCGGUCCGAAACAAAAGAACGAUGAACUUUGCAUUAAAUCUUAUUACCAAAGUAACUACUUCGGAUCCGAAUAGUGCGGACGGAUUUUGUUUCGGCACUAUAGACAUAACCAUGAUAUGAAGUUAUAGUUACGAUCAUGAUAAUCACGUAAAUGUCAAGUUAUUUUGGGAAUAACGUAAACGAAAGACAAAAUUUAUAAUCGCGAACUUUGUAUCAAUCUUCGGAUCCGAAACACUUUCGUAGUAGGAAAAUAAACUUCGUAUUUCGAUUUUGGUAAUAGGCCUCCUGGUCCUGUUUCAAACAACUAAUAUUUCUUAAAAAAAUAUUCCAAUCAAUUUUGUUUUAUUUUUUUCAAAAAUAUUUUAAUGUGUGUAGGUAGUACCACUAAAUUAUUAUAAUCAUGUGCCAAUGAUUAUUAAAUGUCUUUUCCUAUCCUUAACGAAGGCUUUAGUUUAGUUAUUAAUUAAGAAUGAUUCACUAACGGACAAUUGUUAUUGUGUAUUAUUUUGUGCCUUAGAAUCAAUAGAUUCUCGUAGUAUUAUUACAUAAAUGUCUCGUUCUUCUAAAUUUUCUGAUCUCAUUUUGUUUGUAAAUAUUAAUAAUAAAAUAGUUAGGGCCUUAGUUAACUCAGCCGUCCAUAUUUUUAAGUCAAUGUGAAUUUUCCGUAGUUUUAAGUUUCCUUUUAUUUUUGAUAAAUAAUUAUGUGUAAAUUAUUGCAAUAUUCAAAUUUAAUGAAAACAAAUAAAUAAA